Molecule: messenger RNA, 753 nt
Organism: Phytophthora sojae
Lineage: Eukaryota; Oomycota; Peronosporomycetes; Peronosporales; Peronosporaceae
Exons: 1
Coding region: 1-753 (250 amino acids)
Molecular function (GO): ATP hydrolysis activity
Source: RefSeq, a predicted model, not a curated record
AUGGAAAGUAUCGCCGCUUUUCAAACGAUCAAGGAUAGAUUUUCAGACACUUUAUCGCUCGAUCGUCCCCUGUUUGUGCUGCAUGGACCACGACACUUCGGCAAAUCAACGAUAACCUACGCAAUUGAGAUGUGGCUGACUGCAGAUGUCCCUGAUGUGGUGCGCGCAUCUAUUCAACUGAUGCUUCCUCACACGGAUAGCGACAAUGUGUUUUGGAAUGUCAUGGGGAAGACCGUCGACAGGCAAAGCUCGCGUGCCAACUCGACAUCAUUCAUGAAUAUGGUGAAAAUUCGCACCGGUGUCACGAAGAAAAGGGUCUGUUUUAUCCUGGAUGAAAUGGAUGCUCUUCUCGCGAAGCCCGCGUUGAUGGUUGCGUUCAUUGCUGUGCUUCGGCAGCUAGAAGCGUCGUCCUACUUGUGUGGAUUUCUUGGGGUUAGCAGACAUGAUUUGGGGCGCCACUGUGAUUUUGGUCCUGGAAACCUGUACAAGGAGGUCAACUUGCUGAAGGCCGAGCCAUUUUCAACGGGUCAGAUGGCUACGUUUUUCGAGCUGAUUGAGCCACGUUCCAACUUCACCAAGUCACUUCGGCGUGCGAUCAUGCAGUCUUCUAGUGGUGCGCAUUGUGUGUUUGGAUCCAUGGUUCGCUUGACAGUCGAUCAUGUGAAGUGGACGAAUGAGGGCUGCGAAUGGGAGCUGUGGUUCAAGCAACUGCGGAUCUCACUAUUAUUGACAAACGAUAUUAGCAACUUUUAG